Dermacentor albipictus is the source of this 831-nucleotide messenger RNA. Its product is annotated as nose resistant to fluoxetine protein 6-like. Lineage: Eukaryota; Metazoa; Arthropoda; Arachnida; Ixodida; Ixodidae. Gene Ontology annotation, molecular function: acyltransferase activity, transferring groups other than amino-acyl groups. The record is from RefSeq and is a predicted model, not a curated record.
AACUGUGAACGAAUACUACCUUCGGCCAUACUAUCACGCCGUGUGCUACUUCAGCGGGUGUUUGACAUACCUUGUUAUGCAAGACUUCAGGCAGCGAAAAAUUAGCAAGACCGUUCAGGUGACCGGCUGGUGCGUGUAUGCGAGCUGCGCCUUGCUCUGCAUUUUCAUGAAGCUCGCCUGGUACCGAAGCCCCGACCCCACGUCGGAAGCAGUAAAGCUACUCGCAGCAUUUUUUGAUCGGAUCCUGUGGGCGGUGUCCCUCAUUUGGAUCACAUUGGCGUGCGCUUCUGGACGAGGCGGACUUGUCAGCAAGUUCCUCUCGUGCAAUGUAUUCGUGCCGCUGAGUAAGCUCUCAUUUGGAGUGUACCUGAUCCAUCUACCUUUCAUCGAACUUUACCUACAUGCCUCCAGGGAGCGCAUAUUCUGGUCAAAAUUUAAUUUGGUCACACUAUUAUUCGCGAUUCUUGCGUGGAGCUUCCUGCUGGCCUACCUGGCUUUCCUCGCAUGUGAAGCUCCAACAGGUGCUCUGGACAAAUUCAUUUUCACCAGACUUAUCGGUGGAGGCGGAAAUGCGAGGAAGCGGCAUCCAACGCAGCAAAAUUCCAGCGAUGCGAAGCCCCAGAUAAAUGUAGACCACGUUGUGUCGUCCCGAUGUUAAUUCGGCAGCCGGCCGUGUGCUCUGUGUGUCGUCAUUCUGCCACGCGGCGUCGAUUGUGGACCUUCAGAACGCUCAGUGUGCGCAUCUCGUGGCGAAAACGGUGCAAUGGUGGCUGUGAUAUUGUGCGCAAGUGAAUGCCAUGAAAAUGUGGUGGUGUCGUUUGAAUUGGUGAA